Molecule: messenger RNA, 1250 nt
Organism: Cavia porcellus (domestic guinea pig)
Lineage: Eukaryota; Metazoa; Chordata; Mammalia; Rodentia; Caviidae
Product: ataxin-3-like
Exons: 1
Biological process (GO): protein deubiquitination
Cellular component (GO): nucleus
Molecular function (GO): cysteine-type deubiquitinase activity
Source: RefSeq, a predicted model, not a curated record
UUGGCUCCAGACAAAUAAACAUGGAGUCCAUCUUCCAUGAAAAACAAGAAGGAUCACUUUGUGCUCAACAUUGCCUGAAUAAUCUAUUGCAAGGAGAAUAUUUUAGCCCUGUGGAGUUAUCCUCAAUUGCCCACCAGCUGGAUGAAGAAGAAAGGAUGAGAAUGGCAGAAGGAGGGGUUACUAGUGAAGACUAUCGCACGUUUUUACAGCAGCCUUCUGGAAAUAUGGAUGACAGUGGCUUUUUCUCUAUUCAAGUUAUAAGCAAUGCCUUGAAAAUUUGGGGUUUGGAACUAAUCCUGUUCAACAGUCCAGAGUAUCAGCGGCUCAGGAUUGAUCCUAUAAAUGAAAAAUCAUUUAUAUGCAAUUAUAAAGAACACUGGUUUAUAGUUAGAAAAUUAGGAAAACAGUGGUUUAACUUGAAUUCUUUCUUGACGGGUCCAGAAUUAAUAUCAGAUACAUACCUUGCACUUUUCUUGGCUCAAUUACAACAGGAAGGUUAUUCUAUAUUUGUUGUUAAGGGUGAUCUGCCAGAUUGUGAAGCUGACCAACUUUUCCAGAUGAUCAGGGUCCAACAGAUGCAUUGACCAAAACUCAUUGGAGAAGAGUUAGCACAACUGAAAGAGCAGAGAGUCCUUAAAACAGACCUGGAACAAGUCUUAGAAGGAAAUAAUAGGCUGGGAAUGUUAGAUGAAGAGGAUUUGCAGAGGGCACUGGCAUUAAGUCGGCAGCAGAUUGACAUGGAAGAUGAAGAAGCAGAUCUUCGCAGGGCUAUUCAGCUCAGUAUGCAAGGGGGUUCCAGAAAUAUAUCUCGAGAUGUUGCACAGACAUCAGGCACAAAUCUUACAUUUGAAGAGCUGCGAAGGAGAAGAGAAGCCUUCUUUGAAAAGCAGCAGUGGGCAGAUCCAUCAGGACAGGCUUCACAGCCACAUGAAAGGCCAACCACAAGUUCAGGAGCACUUGGGAAUGAUCUAGGUGAUUCUGUGAAUGAAGAAGACAUGCUUCAGACAGCUGUGACCAUGUUUUUAGAAACUGUUACAAAUAAUUUGAAAACAGAAGGGAAAAAAUAGUAUCUUUUAAAAUCAUUUACAUAAUCAUACUUUCCAACAUUGUCAUUUGUGAUUACAUCAUAGGGUCCAUUUUGGUAAUGUGUCAAAGAGAGCAUUGUUCAUCAGAGAAAACUUUUAGGUGGCUUGCAAACAAAAUGAACAAGUAGAAAAUGUGUCAGUUGUAGGACUAACUAAUGAUCCUCA